Lutra lutra (Eurasian river otter) is the source of this 2363-nucleotide messenger RNA. Its product is annotated as gonadotropin-releasing hormone II receptor-like. NCBI's taxonomy places the organism in Eukaryota, Metazoa, Chordata, Mammalia, Carnivora, Mustelidae. Gene Ontology annotation, molecular function: peptide binding; gonadotropin-releasing hormone receptor activity. The record is from RefSeq and is a predicted model, not a curated record. Gene Ontology annotation, cellular component: membrane. Gene Ontology annotation, biological process: G protein-coupled receptor signaling pathway.
GAAAAGGCACCGCAGUAUCUCACCGGCGAGGCUGGGUUGGGGUUGUCCCCGGGGUGCUCCCAAACACCCCUAACACACACACAAACACACACGCACACAUGCGCUGCGGCCGAACCCAGGGCUGUAGGGGCUAAAGAAGUCUAUGGAAGUAGAAGCCAGCACCAGAUCCCUGUUCCCUGCGGGACCCUGGCAGUUGGGUAGGUGACCUCCAGGACACAGAUGGAGAGUCUCCAGAGACAGAGGCUUUAAUGGACGAAACUCUCUAUAACCAGCUUCAGAUCCUAAUAAGGAGGAGGGCGAAGAAUCAGUGGACGAAGCUCACCUCUUCAUACUUACACUUCAUCAUCCCACCCCUUUCCCUUCCAGGUCACCAUGUCUGCAGGCAAUGGCACCCCUGGGGAUGCCAUCUGGAAUAUCACUGUUCAGUGGCUGGCCGGGGACAUCGCAUGUCGGACACUCAUGUUCCUGAAACUAAUGGCCAUGUAUGCUGCAGCUUUCCUGCCUGUGGUCAUUGGACUUGACCGUCAGGCAGCCGUACUCCACCUGCUUGAACCCCGCCCAGCUGGAAGGAAACUUCUAGGGACAGCCUGGGGACUUAGUUUCCUGCUUGCCUUGCCCCAGCUGUUCCUGUUCCACACCGUCCGCCGAGCUGGCCCAGUCCCCUUCACUCAGUGUGUCACCAAAGGCAGCUUCAAGGCUUGAUGGCAAGAAAUCACCUAUAACCUCUUCACCUUCUUCUGCCUCUUUCUGCUGCCAUUGACUGCCAUGACCAUCUGCUAUAGCCGCAUUGUCCUCAGUGUGUCUAGUCCCCAGACAAAGAAGAUGAACCAUGCCCCUGCCGGUGAAUUUGCCCUCCAUCGCUCCUUAGACAAUCGCUCCCGUGUUCGUCUGCGGGCCUUGCGACUGGCCCUACUCAUCUUGGUGACUUUCAUCCUCUGCUGGACACCUUAUUACCUGCUGGGCCUGUGGUACUGGUUCUCUCCCACCAUGCUAACCGAAGUCCCCCCAAGCCUCAGCCACAUUCUUUUCCUUUUUGGCCUCCUCAAUGCUCCUCUGGAUCCUCUCCUCUAUGGGGCCUUUACCCUUGGCUGCCAAAGAAGGCAAGAAGUCAGUACAGACUCUUCCAGGGAAAAAGGUUCUGAGAGAAUGUCCCAACGGGAUAUUCAAGCCCUUAGACAGCUGCAAGUACAAACAAAUAUGGCAGCAGGAAGGACAGAAGAAACAAAAGAGACAUUCCUAUAACAUCCAUCUGCAUGGUACAGAGUAUAUAGGAACAAAAUAAUUAUGCUUUAAUAUCACAAGGACACAUCACUUCCACCCCUGCUCUCUUAGCUUCCAAGAAAAAGUAGUACUGAGCAGUGUCUCUACUUUGAUCCUAGCUAAGACUUGAGACUAUAUUUAAUGUAGAAAUUCACACAGAAUUGAGGCCCUAGAAGCAUCUUCACAGUGACCUAUACUGCCUUACUGUAAAGAGUGCUUCGGAACUUGCAAUGUUAGAAGAGGAAAAUAAUUUUAAAUGUACAAAACAAAAAUGGGACAUUUAUUCGUAACUCAAAAAAAAAAACAAAAAAAAAAAAAAACCCCAAAAAACAAACCCACUAAGCAAGUAGGGUGAGAGAUUAAAUAUAAACAUGGUGAGUUCCAUCCCAGCCCUAUUUCUCCAAGGCUGCAUGGUCAAACAGAAUCUCUGGAGAGAACAUCUGGACAACAGAGGACCUGUCAGCGCCGCCUCCGGUCUGGACUCCUGCUGCGUCUUCGGCCACCUCUAGGGAAAAGGAAGGGCCCAUCAGAGAACAUAAUACAACGUCCUUAUUCUGUUUUGCUCAUGAUCCCUUCACCAAGAUUUUGCCCUCUCCACUUUACCUCCUCUUGCCCUUAGGUGGACCUCGAACAAAACACCAGUCCACGCUGAUCGGCUGUCCCAUCAAAUCCUGGCCAUUGAGUCCCUCCAUAGCAGCCUGGGCCUCCUUGUAUGUUUCAUACUCAACUAGAGUAUACCCCUGGGACAAGAGAAAAGACAGAGAUCAAAACCCUCAUAUUCCACCAAACACUACCUAAGCAUCUUCUUCCUCAAAUCUAAACUCAUACCAAUACAAAAUUCUGUACUUUUUUUUUUUUUAAAGAUUUUAUUUAUUUAUUUGACAGACAGAGAUUACAAGCAGGCAGAGAGACAGUCAGAGAGAGGAGGAAGCAGGCUCCCCGCUGAGCAGAGAGCCCGAUGUGGGGCUCGAUCCCAGGACCCUGGGAUCAUGACCUGAGCUGAAGCAGAGGCUUUAACCCACUGAGCCACCCAGGCGCCCCCCAAAAUUCUGUACCUUUUAAACAACAAAUAUACCUCAUAUAUCCUUAUUGUAUAUACAAAA